CCCACUCUACCUGUUUGUUUGACGUGGAGCCAAGCUGUUUUCUUCAGGGAGUGGAAAAAGAGCAGAGCCUGCAGCAGGUGGGGGAGUGUAAUAACUGCUGCCAGCCACUUCCUGCUUUCACUACCACCAUUUCUUUCAGCUAAUAGGAGCAAGCAGUUGGAACAGUUAUGGGUGUGUUAACUCUUCAGCUUUUGGUAUGUGGCCAGCUAAUAUUGUAUUUGUUUGUCUUGAAUAAUAUAACCGAUGCACAAAGGAUCAAUGUGUCACCAUCAAGCUCGACAACUACAAUAGCUCCACCUCUGAAUGCAACAGGAAACCACACAGAAAAUAAUGUCUCAAAUUCAUCAAGCUUUUCAGCAUACAAUAAUACAACUCGAAACAACUUGACAAACCAGGCAACCCUGACCACUACUUUGGGACCCAACCAAAGUAAUGUAACAGGAUCAGCAGGGCAGCCAAACACAACAGAUAAUGCUCAGACAACCCAAUCAGCCACAUCCUCAACAUUCAACAUCAGUUCAACAGUUGUCACUUCUUCAGACAACAGCACUCGUAGCAGCAAUGGAAGUGCUACAUCAACCACUACAGCAGUGACCAAAUCCACAGCGAUUACUUCUACUGCUGUAACUCAAAACAGCUCAUCUUCCUUCAAUGAAUCUCAAGCAGAUGGUGGCCUGAAUCAUUCAGAGAAAUCUCUGACCAUUUUAUUCAGCAUUCUGCUUGGUGUAAUAGUUCUGGUAAUUCUGGGACAUUUUGCAUACAAGUUCGGCAGGAGCAAAGAGAGAAGUGUCCAAUACACUCACCGCCGUCUCCAGAAUGAAGAUACAGGUGAGCCGUUUGCACUGCCAGAUGACACGCUGGUCAUUUCAGGAGGACUCUAUGAUGGCCCUCAGAUUUACAACCCCACCAUGACAGUGCAGAAUGAAGAAUUCCAGACAGACGCAUCUGGAUUUCCUUCCAGACCCACUCAGUUCCGCUUGGAGUUUCUGAGAGAGGAUCAAGACAGACCAUUCGACCAUGAGACCUCCACCUUUCAGACAUUUCAUGCACAUGACCAAGAGCCUUAAGAUCUCAGCAACAA
Messenger RNA from Onychostoma macrolepis, 1081 nucleotides. RefSeq names its product sialomucin core protein 24-like. The record is from RefSeq and is a predicted model, not a curated record. The transcript has 4 exons. NCBI's taxonomy places the organism in Eukaryota, Metazoa, Chordata, Actinopteri, Cypriniformes, Cyprinidae. The coding region runs from base 168 to 1067 and encodes 299 amino acids.